UAAUCUGAAAACAUUUCAGUUAAUUUUCAGGGUGAAUGCUGAGUGAAUCACAAGGAAAGGUCGGGUGCUCUGGCAGUUCGUCCUUCUUCAGCAGCUCCAGCAAGCAUGAGGACAUUAAAAAUCAUAAUUUCUGGAGCUGCAGUGGUCCUUCUCAUCAUUCUGGUGGUCAUGAUAGUGCUCCUCAAAUCAGGUAACAGUCCAAAAAAUCGUCCGGAUGGUCCUCAAGCUCUUACACUUAAUGAUGUGUUUGGGAAAAAUUUCUAUACUCAGUAUUAUGCUCAUCUAUGGAUUUCAGAGAAUGAAUAUCUGCACAGAAACGAAGAAGGCAAUGUUUUCUUAUUUAAUGUGGAAUCCGGGGAGACUUCGGUCAUUUUAAAAAAUGCAACAUUUGAUGAAGUGAAUGCCACAAACUACAAACUGUCUGCAGAUAGGAAAUUUGCAUACCUCGAGAGCAAUUAUGCAAAACAAUGGAGAUACUCUUACAGGGCCUCAUACCACAUUUACGAUCUUGAAAAAGGAGAAUUUGUGACAACUAAUGAACUCCCUUCAAAAAUUCAGUAUAUAUCUUGGUCUCCAGUUGGACAUAAGUUGGUGUAUGUUUUAGAAAAUAACAUAUAUUUAAGGCAUGAACCUGGAGAAGAAUCGAUCAUGUUAACCAGCGAUGGCAAAGAGAAUGAAAUUCUAAAUGGUGUUCCAGAUUGGGCCUAUGAAGAGUUAGUGCUUGGAUCAAAGCAUGCUCUUUGGUGGUCUCCUGGAAACACUUUUAUUGCCUAUGUGCAGUUUAAUGAUAAAGAGGUGCCUAUUAUCGAAUAUUCCUUCUAUGGUGAGGAGCAGUAUCCCCAAACAAUGAAAAUACCAUAUCCAAAGGCAGGAGCAACAAAUCCAACAGUGAAACUAUACAUUGUGAAAAUUGAUGAUUCCAGCUAUCCCAAAGCUGAAGUUCCAGUCCCUUCAAUCAUAAUAUCCAGUGGGGAUUACGUCUUCAGCUGGGUGACAUGGGUCUUGGAUGAAAGAGUCAGUGUUCAGUGGUUGACCAGAAUUCAAAAUGUCUCAGUUAUAUCAAUUUGUGACUACAGCUCAUACUCAUGGAUUUGCCCAAAGGAUCGACAAUAUGUUGAAACAAGUAAAACAGGGUGGAUUGGUGUGUUCUUUGCUGCACUCCCGUACUUCUCAUCAGACAGUUUAUCCUACUACCAAAUCCUCAGUGACAAGGAUGGAUACAGACAUCUUUAUUACAUCAAGGAUUCCAUGGAAAAUGCUGUUCAAAUAACAAGCGGGCGAUGGGAAGUGUCCUAUAUACUGUACGUUACAGAUAAUGCAAUAUAUUACACAAGCAAUGAAUAUGAAGAUUUCCCAGGAAGUAGAAAUAUAUAUAGAGUUUCUCUACAGGGGUCUAUUAGAGAGAAGCAAUGUCUUAGCUGUACUCUACGAAAGACAAACUGUCAGUAUUAUUACACCAGGUUUAGUACUAAUGCCAAGUACUAUUCUCUGUAUUGUAAUGGUCCGGGGCUACCUAUAACCACUAUUCAUAAUGGCACCACUAAUAAAGAACUCAAGGUGCUAGAAGACAACAGCAAACUGGGAGAGCAACUUCGAACAGUACGAAUGCCUGAACAGAAAUUUGGGAAUUUUAAAAAGAAUGGAAUGACAUUCUGGUACAAGAUGACCCUUCCACCGUACUUUGAUAAGUCAAAGAAAUACCCUCUCCUCAUUUAUGUGUAUGGAGGACCCUGCAGUCAGGAAGUAACAGCUGCAUUUUCAUUUGGCUGGAGGACCUAUCUCUCAGGAUCCGAGGACAUUAUUGUUGCAUCAGUAGAUGGCAGAGGGACAGCUUACCAAGGGGAUAAUUUUAUGCAUGCUGUAUAUAAAAGACUGGGAACACUGGAGGUUGAGGAUCAGAUAUUUGCUGUAAGAAAAUUCAUUGAAAUGGGAUUUAUUGAUGAAACUCGAAUAGCCAUAUGGGGCUGGUCUUAUGGCGGUUAUGUAACAUCUAUGGUUCUUGGUCAAGGGACAGGCCUUUUUAAAUGUGGAAUUGCGGUAGCUCCUGUUUCCAACUGGGAAUAUUAUGCAUCUUUUUAUACAGAGAAGUACAUGGGCCUUCCAACAAGAUCUGACAACCUUGAAAAUUAUAAGAAUUCAACUGUGAUGUCCCGAAUAGAGAAUUUCAGGAAAGUAGAUUACCUGCUCAUUCAUGGCACAGCAGAUGAUAACGUACAUUUUCAACAAUCCGCUCAAAUUUCCAAAGCUCUUGUGGAUGCCCAGGUGGAAUUUGAAGCAAUGUGGUAUACAGACAAGAACCAUGCAAUAUCAGGAUCCGGAACAAAGCAUAUAUAUACUCAUAUGACUCGUUUCUUGAAGAGAUGUUUUUCUCUGUCUUGAAAUAUGUUGGAUACAUUUUAGUGUUUUUCAUGUGUGUACAGUACAUCAGACAUGAACGAGAACCAAUGCAAGAUCAAGACUGAAGCCAUGUAUUUAAUACAUUUCUCUCUAAUAAUUUAUAGUAACAAUUACAAGUAUAGAAAUGUGACAAAAGGCUCUUCUCCCUUUGUCAACCAGGUGAGAUCAUAAUCAUUUACAGUACUUAGAUUUACAUUCUCUUUGUUAGGCCUAAACCUGAAUAAUUCAUUCCAAAGAACAGAAGUUAAUAGGAGGAACUUCUUUCCUCUCAAACAGGGGUGUCCAACCUACGGCCCAAGACGGCUAUGACUGCAGCUCAACACAAACUCGUAAACUUACUUAAAAAUAUUUAGUUUUUCUGAAUUUUUGUAAAAAUACUUUUACAUUUAGUGAACACAUGCGGACCAAGAACUUUUAGAAGUUCUAUCUUUCUCGAAGAAAAAUAUCCCACUCUUCAAAAUCACGCCUUAUUCAUGUUACUGGUUUUCGGCAACACCUAUAUUUGUGAGCAACUAUUUUCAAGGAUGAAGCACACAAAGGGAAAAAUUAGAACCAAAAUAUAUGGAGAGCACCUUCAGAAUUGCUACUACAUCCAUCCAACCAGAUAGUAAUGCUUUCAUUUAUCAAAAGCAGUGUCAAAUAUCGCACUAGUUUUAUGUUGUCCUCUUUUUCUUUUAUAAUAAAAAAUAUUACAAAAGAAAUUAAGUUUAUUACACUGGUAGGUUCAUUAUCUAUAUCAGUGAUCAUUCACUUGUGAUCUGCCCGACUUUUUCUGCUCUUCAGCUAUCAUUAUUGUUAGUGCUUUUUAUGUGUGGCUCAAGACAAUUCCUCUUCUUCCAAUGUGGCCAAGGAAGGUCAAAUGUUGGACAACCCUGCUCUAGAACACCAAAAAGUUUUAAGAAGACAAUGGUUGCUUCAUCUUCCUGAUGGCUAUCCAACCCCGAGAGAACAGUAUUGGGUGGACAUAACCUUUGAAGGAAAACUUCACUGAGGGAAAUAUGUAGACCUCUUUGACUGACCUCCUUCUGAAAAUGCUAUCUGCAUGGCUGCCUCUGACUUUAUACUGUAUGAUACUUCUUGUCUUUGAAUUAGAUUUUAUCACAAUUGUACUAAUGUUGAGCCACUGGGGCAACAAACAAUAUGUGGGUUGCUUCCAUAUGCCGAGGAACUAUCGCAGAAAAUUAAAAGCACCACAAUAAAAUUGGAGUCCAAAAACUGGGAUUGUAUUCCAAGCUUAUAUUGUAUGUAUAAGCAAACAAAUUUUGGGGGUUACCAGGGCUGGGGAUUGCCGCAACCAUUUGCUGAAUGUGACUGGGUUGCCUGUAGAUUCACAGCACCUAUUCAUCAUCACUCAGAGUUCUUAUUAACAUUCUCAAAGCCCUGAUGAAGAGGGAACUGUGUGGCCUACAAAAUGUGUUUGCUCAUUCAUAUGAUAGAAGUUUGGAAUAAAAUCCUGCUUUUUGGAUUCUAAAAGUUUAGUGCAACGCUUCACUUUUUAGAUUCUAAAAUUUUAACACUGUAUGAAUCAUUGACCUGGAAAACAAGCAUGCUAUGAGUGAAGUCAGAACAUCUAUAUAUUGAAAGCAAAAGGUUAAGGAUGACAGCCAGGUAGCUAGCAGUUUGAGAAGAAGAGGUCAGCAAUGAUAGCCCACAAAGACUUCAGCCAGUGUCAGAAUCUUGGCACUAUGUAGUAAUAAAAUAUUUGUUGACUACUGAUGUUUCUUUGCUUUUUGACAAGAUGCUGGAUACAACUAAUGAAUCUGGGAAGUUUACAAAAGCAUGCCAGCUACCUUAGCAUCACAUCAGAUAUCACUUUUUGGCUACUGACUGCAAGAAACUGCUAAACAGUGAAAUUCGAGUUUGAGGUUACAGCUCAUUGUAUCUCCUAUUAAUAACUAAUAAAAGUUCAAUGCCACAAUUAUUUAGAGGUGUUCAUUGCUGUUGUAAUUGAGACUUGUUUACAUUGAGUUGCACAACAGAUGGGUCACAAUUUGUAAGAAACUGUUGAAACUGCUGCACUGAAUUUAAAUACAAUUUUUCAUAUGUGUUUUAAAGUCGACUCCAGAGAAAACUUUAUUUUUCAUUUUGUAUUUAGCGAGCAAGGGUUAAACCUUUAUUAAAAUGCAUCUAAACCAAAAAA
Molecule: messenger RNA, 4537 nt
Organism: Rana temporaria (common frog)
Lineage: Eukaryota; Metazoa; Chordata; Amphibia; Anura; Ranidae
Gene: FAP
Product: fibroblast activation protein alpha
Exons: 27
Coding region: 106-2379 (757 amino acids)
Biological process (GO): proteolysis
Molecular function (GO): dipeptidyl-peptidase activity; serine-type endopeptidase activity
Source: RefSeq, a predicted model, not a curated record